GGUGGGAAACCCCAAAGACUUUGGAGCACACAAUUUUAUAGCCUCUGAAUUUAGUCUUGUAUCAUAAAAUAGAUGAAAAAAAGGCAUAAGAUUCUUCCAGAUGCAAGACAGACUCCCGACAUUUUAGGGAUUUAACUGCGGCUAGGGUUUAAAGUCAAUCCUCACAAAUUCAUCAGUACCAGAUCUUCCAGUAUCAUUCUGCUGCAGAAAACCCCUUUAAGUAUCUCGAUCAUCUUAAAAUUUCACAGGCGCGCAUGGUGACGGUUUUGCAUACCUAAGUUUGCAGUACGAGUGAGAAUAGGGUGGUACGAGUCUCCAAGCCCCUCGGCAAUGACAUUAUCCUUGCAAAUCCCAUAUCCUCAACGCUCCUCCUAUUGCGUUUAUCGAGUUGAAUUUAAGAGGGUUAACUGUCAUUCAAACUUCAGUUAAGUUAGUUUAGCUCAAGCUCGUUUUGUAGUGGUUGAAAGAGAAACGAGUGAAUUGAUUGAGUGAGCAUGGCGAAAACAAAGCCCGGAAAGAAGGACUUGGAUUCUUACACCAUCAAAGGAACUAACAAGGUCGUUAAAGCGGGAGAUUGCGUAUUGAUGCGCAACUCUGACCCAGAUAGGCCUCCUUAUGUUGCAAGAGUGGAGAAAAUAGAGGCUGAUAAUCGAAACAAUGUCAAAGUUCAUGUGCGUUGGUAUUAUCGUCCAGAAGAGUCAAUUGGUGGAAGAAGACAAUUUCAUGGAGCGAAGGAGUUGUUUCUUUCUGAUCAUUAUGAUAUCCAGAGUGCACAUACUAUUGAGGGCAAGUGUACUGUACACACAUUCAAAAAUUACACAAAGCUUGACAAUGUUGGUUCUGAGGAUUACUUCUGUCGUUUUGAAUAUAAGGCUGCUACAGGCGGCUUCACACCAGACAGGGUGGCAGUGUACUGCAAGUGUGAGAUGCCAUAUAAUCCAGAUGAUCUUAUGGUGCAGUGUGAAGGAUGCAAAGAUUGGUUUCACCCAUCAUGUGUGGAUAUGACUAUAGAGCAAGCGAAAAAAUUAGAACAUUUUGUCUGUUCUGACUGUUCAUCUGAGGAUGAUGAUAAAAAGUCACGCAACUCUCAUCCAAUUUCACCACCCAAUGAAGUAAAGGUGGAACCUAAACGUCGGAAGAAAUAAUUCUUUAUGAAGUUGAAGCAACUUUUUGGAUAAUGGAUGAGGUUCAAUUAUUUUGUUGUGAAGGCGGCAUGGUUACUGCAAAAGCUUGUUGGGGAAAUAUAAACUAUCAACUUGGUAUUUAUUAACAAUUUAACAGAUUGCAAGUCUCAAGAAUUGGCUGGGUUGUACAUUUAUAUUUGCAUCGAUAUGAAUGCAUUAUAUUACUCAUUUUAGAUUUGAUUGAAAGUGACGAGGCACUAUAAAACCUCAAAUGUGUAAUCUUAGAUUGUUUAUUUGCAUAGCAGCUCAGACAUUAAUGUGAUUCUAUUGAUGCCUGUAAUUUUUUAAACAUUGAUUUCAGAUGGUUGAAACAAGGAGAAAGUUGUUUUGUUUUGGUGAAAUCUGAAAUUAAAAGUUCUGUUGGCUUGCUUGAUCA
Cryptomeria japonica (Japanese cedar) is the source of this 1560-nucleotide messenger RNA. RefSeq names its product chromatin remodeling protein EBS. NCBI's taxonomy places the organism in Eukaryota, Viridiplantae, Streptophyta, Pinopsida, Cupressales, Cupressaceae. The transcript is spliced from 5 exons. Gene Ontology annotation, molecular function: chromatin binding. The coding region runs from base 495 to 1145 and encodes 216 amino acids. The record is from RefSeq and is a predicted model, not a curated record.